Molecule: messenger RNA, 893 nt
Organism: Dermacentor silvarum
Lineage: Eukaryota; Metazoa; Arthropoda; Arachnida; Ixodida; Ixodidae
Exons: 4
Coding region: 1-846 (281 amino acids)
Source: RefSeq, a predicted model, not a curated record
AUGUCAGACUGGAGCUGCACCCCGCUCUUCCCACCCGACGAAGAGUUCUGCCCUGGCCCCACCGCCGGCAAACGCCGGCACAGCGUGCAAGAGGCUAUGGCCUACGUGCACGAUACGCUGUUCGAGCUUUUGCGUGACUCGCCGCGCGCCGUGGCCGCUACAACGUCGACGUCCAGCAUCUUCGAGACCAUGUUUUCGAUGCGGCCGGCGGCCUCACCACCUCCGUCGCCAACCAAUACGCUGCCAGCGCCCUCUUCGCUACAGGUGCAAGGCACCACCGAUUCGACCGCAGCCGCAGAGGUAAGCCUGGAGUCGACGCAGGAGCAGACCACCCUGGACUCGGCACCAGAGAGUCUGAACCCGCGCGUGGACGCGCGGCGGUACCUCGUGAGCGACGAGCUGUGCGUCAUCUACGAACACAUCGAAUCACGCUGGGCCGAGGUCUGCGCCAAGCUGCGGGCGGAUCUCAACGGCAGAUACAACCAGUUCCUCGCCGACUGCCGCAGCUGCUUGGAGAGCGAGUCCGGCGGUUGCGAGCGCGACCAGCUGCGCCACGAGAUGGCCGAUGCACGACGUGAUCUUAUCGCCGAGAUGAAGGAGGUCUUCCGGUCCACCUGUGACGAAUUCGACGAGUGGCGCAUGCACUAUCUGGAGCGCGAGCUCGAGCUGUCGUGCUCGGCGCUGCAAGAUGGCGACCGCUUCCGUGUGAUGUCGGCUGUACUGCGCUUCGAGAUCCUGGAAGGCCUGCCAGAGCUCGAGAAGCGCACAAGGGAGAGGGCAGCCGCACUCUGGAAGGAGCUCACUGAGGAGCAGUGGACAGACGUCGACGUACUCUUCGACGCCUAGCGCACCUAUAUCGCGUGACUUGAAAAAUGCAGUUUUUUUUGCUGCCU